AUGUAUGAAACAUUUGGGCAGGUGUCCUUACUUCAGAACAAGACAUCUGAUAAAAACGGUUUGGUACCUAAUACUGAAUCUGAUAAAGCCUCCAAUGUCCUACGAGACAUUCUGAAUCAGGAGAGUCUUGUCCGCUUCUCUAUGGUACAAAGAAUUCAGGGCUUGGUUAUGGAUGCCAUGGACAAUAGAAACGAUCAGAAAAUUCUACAGACAAAGCUCGGGAGUGUUAUAAAUGAAAUACAGGAUCUGGAGUUAAAAGACCAGAAAAUUAAAGCAGAAAACUUGGAACUAAAACGAGAAUUAAAGACUUUGGAUGAAAAGCUAAAUCAGAUGAAUGAGACCUUACAAACAAUUAGUGUAAAUAAUAUAGUUGACCGGCUCGCUGGAACAGAAGACAUGUUAAGUAUUUUGUCUGCCUCUGUUAAUAAAUCUUUUGAAAAAGCUCAUGAGGAUCUUAAAAAGUCGAAGCUACAGUGGUCAAAGAGGACUG
This is a messenger RNA of Saccostrea cuccullata (small rock oyster), 490 nucleotides long. RefSeq lists its product as uncharacterized. The record is from RefSeq and is a predicted model, not a curated record. The transcript has a single exon. Lineage: Eukaryota; Metazoa; Mollusca; Bivalvia; Ostreida; Ostreidae. The annotation marks the transcript as partial.